Messenger RNA from Orycteropus afer afer, 1638 nucleotides. It is a transcript of the gene PACSIN2, whose product is annotated as protein kinase C and casein kinase substrate in neurons 2. The record is from RefSeq and is a predicted model, not a curated record. The coding region runs from base 1 to 1638 and encodes 545 amino acids. The transcript is spliced from 12 exons. Gene Ontology annotation, biological process: regulation of endocytosis; cytoskeleton organization; plasma membrane tubulation. NCBI's taxonomy places the organism in Eukaryota, Metazoa, Chordata, Mammalia, Tubulidentata, Orycteropodidae. Gene Ontology annotation, molecular function: phospholipid binding; protein binding. Gene Ontology annotation, cellular component: plasma membrane; endosome; cytoplasm.
AUGUGUCAAAAGAGCUCUGUCUUCGUGGAGGAAACCAGCCUGGACCUGCCCUGCCCUGAACGCUCUUCUCAGCUGGUGGAUGGCAGUGCCCAUGACUCUGAAUAUUCUCGGUCCUUUCCCUAUGGGCGAUUCCAGCCUGCUGAGUCGGGCUCCUUCCUCUGUGGCGUGGCCUCAUCUGACCCCUCUCGGCUGCCAGAGACCAUCAGCGAUGCCUUGUCCUAUGAGAACAUCUCUACACGGCCGCAGUAUGGGACGGUGGAGAGGGCCUGGGUGGCCCUCAUGGCCGAGGCGGAGCGAGUGAGCGAGCUGCACCUGGAGGUGAAGGCCUCGCUGAUGAACGAGGACUUCGAGAAGAUCAAGAACUGGCAGAAGGAGGCCUUCCACAAGCAGAUGAUGGGCGGCUUCAAGGAGACCAAGGAGGCUGACGACGGCUUCCGGAAGGCACAGAAGCCCUGGGCCAAGAAGCUAAAAGAGAGCCACCAUGAGCUGCUGGCUCCUGCCUGGGUGACGGUCCUCAACGCUGAGGGCACCCGACACAGGCUUACAGUGCACACCUGCAUGUUGGCCUCAUGCUUCACAGGAGGCUUUGCUGCCUUGGCGCCUCACAGUCGAGACGCAGGACAGUCCAGAGCCCUCGAGGUCCUCCCCCUCUUUAGUCACCGUGAGCAUCGGCUAACAGAUGCCAGUUUAGAUGCAGUUUGCCAGGUUGCCACCUUAAAGAGCCAGCAGCCCCGCUGUGCCGGGGGCUGUGUGGCCGUUAACGUUGGUGGCACCCGUGUUCUGUUGCAGACCAAAGAGAAGUAUGAGAAGUCGCUGAAGGAGCUGGACCAGAGCACCCCGCAGUACAUGGAGAACAUGGAGCAGGUGUUCGAGCAGUGCCAGCAGUCGGAGGAGAAGCGCCUGCGCUUCUUCCGGGAGGUUCUGCUGGACGUCCAGAAGCACCUGGACCUGUCCACCGUGGCCAGCUACAAAAACAUCUACCGUGAUGUGGAACAGACCAUCAAAGCUGCAGACGCGGUGGAGGACCUGAGGUGGUUCAGAGCCAAUCACGGGCCCGGCAUGUCCAUGAACUGGCCACAGUUUGAGGACGAAGAGUGGUCCGCAGACCUGAAUCGGACCCUCAGCCGGAGAGAGAAGAAGAAGGUGGCCGAUGGCAUUACGCUGACAGGCAUCAACCAGACGGGCGACCAGCCUCUGCAGAACAAGCACAGCAGCAGCCUUAGCGUCCCGAGCAACCCCUCGCAGUCACAGUCCAGCCACAACCCCUUCGAGGACGAGGACGACACAGGGAGCACCGUCAGUGAGAAGGAGAGCAUUAAGCCCAAAAACGUGAGCAGCUACGAGAAGACCCAGACCUAUGCCGCGGACUGGUCAGAUGACGAGUCGAACAACCCCUUCUCCUCCACGGAUGCCAAUGAGGACUCCAACCCAUUUGACGAGGACACCACCUCGGGGACGGAGGUGCGGGUCCGGGCCCUGUACGACUACGAGGGACAGGAGCAUGACGAGCUGAGCUUCAAAGCUGGGGACGAGCUGACCAAGAUGGAGGAUGAGGAUGAGCAGGGCUGGUGCAAAGGGCGCUUGGACAGUGGGCAGGUCGGCCUGUACCCAGCGAACUACGUCGAGGCGAUCCAGUGA